Messenger RNA from Oldenlandia corymbosa var. corymbosa, 921 nucleotides. The record is from the annotation of a GenBank genome assembly. NCBI's taxonomy places the organism in Eukaryota, Viridiplantae, Streptophyta, Magnoliopsida, Gentianales, Rubiaceae.
AUGGAUAACACUUUGAUUCCUUGGUACUUGCAGAUGGAUGACACCUUCCUUUUUCAAGACACAACAUUCCCAACCAUUCCCCACCUAGAUCACACUCUCUUUCCAGAUCUUCAAAACCCUACCAUACCACCUUCAAAUUCAGCUCUUGUAUUUAAUUCAAUGCAACAUCAAGAAAAAAGGGAUCAAGCUGUCGCAACCGCCACCACGAAGGCCCCCGUCGCCACCACAAGUAGUACCCCGACUGCAGUGGCAAAAGAGAAGCGGAAGCGGGUGAGUAAGUCAUCAAAAAUUCAACAGGAUGGUGAUGACAAUGAGAAACCUGCUGAUGACCACCAGAAAAGGGUCUUUCGUAGAGACACCGAGCGUCAAAGAAGGCAAGAAAUGGCUAAUCUUUAUGCUUCUCUAAGGAAAUUCCUCCCUCUUGAAUAUUUAAAGGGACAGCGCAGCACGGUGGAUCAACUUCAUCAGGCUGAAAACUAUAUCAAACACAAAAAGGAGGAGAUUAGAGAACUUGAGCUGAAGAGAGAUAAGCUAAGGAACUUGUUUGGCAAAUCCGCCGACAAUAUUAAGAAUAAUGCUAAGAAGCUAAGAAGCUUUUCCUCCAACGUUGAGUUCAAAAUCAGGCCUUGCUCGACAAGUGGAAUUGAGGUUCUGAUAAGUUGCAAUUUAUCAGACGAUGAUGAUUGGUUUCCGUUGUCGAGGGUGCUGAGUGUGCUGCGGAAUGAAGGUUUGACUGUUGUUAGCUGCAUGAAAACAAAAGUUAAUCGAAAUUUGCAUUGCGUAAUUCAAACAGAAGUUGGUGAGGGAGCGUGUAAAAUGAACGAUAGGGAGCAACUAUCUUCCCUGGAGAAAAAGCUUGAUGAGGAAGUAAUUGCUUGGAAGAGUUUAGGUCCUUGCUUGCGCCCAGAGUGGAAUUCUUAG